UUAAACGUUAGAGUUAGGGAAAACUUUGACUUGGAAUCCAGCAGAGAAAAGAAUAUUGAUUGUUGAACACCAAAAAUUAUCCAAAUAUUUUAUUAGCAACCUCAAUUACAAUCGGGUGAAAGUUGAGGAAAAAUUUGUUGAAAAAAAAUGCGUCACCUGUUUCAAACUCUCUCAGAUAUGGCGAAUGAAUUAGACUGUUCCAGUCUAGAACUUUCUAUUUUACAGGGUUUUACUCACGAUGACUGUUGUGAAUCUGAAUUGCCAGUGAUCAUUGGAAACUUUCUAUCUGGUUAUUAUGAAGCUGUCAUUGCUGAUCCAUUUACCACAGAAGUGGUCGGUGGAGAUUUGGAAGAACUCCUGCCUUCAGAAAUCCAAGCACUAGUUCUCAAAAACAUUGAUUCUCUACUGUCUACAGAUACUAAAAGCGCAUUGAAAAUUCUUGUGGUUGGAGUUUCAUGCCUACAAAUAUUCCUGCAAAAUAAUUGGACAGGACCACUCACAGAAGCCUUUUCUUUAGAGAAAUUCUACCAGAAUUGGUGCCCUAAAGUUAUAUAUCAGGAAGACAAACUCCACAGUCUUUUAGUGAAGGAACUCUGCAAAGAUGGGGAAGCUGUCUAUAAACUCUGCCGUCAGUUACCUUGCUUUUUUCUUGCCACAAGCAUCCUGCUUGAAAGCUCUACAUUCCGUCAGCAACUCUGGAGUGGUGAAUGGUGGCGGUUCCGGGUGGUGUCAGUUUACCAGAGGUUGCUGGAUGACAAAUCUCCCAGCCUGAAGGAUAUUGCUGAUGAAGCACUAACUGCAAUGACACAGAAGAUGGCACUGCUAGAUAAGAAGAACAGAGAACUUGAGAUUUGUUAUGAAUUGGAAGCAGCAUAUUUAAAACAAGACUACUAUGAAUAUCAAAAAGCCAAAGAACAUUUCCUCAGUGCCGCAAACACAGCACACCUGAAUGUUAGUCUCACAGGUGCAUUAGGCAAACGCACACGUUUCCAAAGUAAAGAUGUUGCCCAAGUUCUUUUGGAGGUGAAACGAACACAACCAGAUGAGAUGGAGGCUCAGGUCUUAGAGUUACAUGUGCCUGCAGUUAAGCUUAAUGCUUCCAUGCUUCCAAAGAAUCUAAGCCAUAAUGAUGACACAGUCCUUGAAAAUAUUGAAUUUUCCGAGAUUUCUGAACCAGAUUUACAAGUUAACCAACUUGAACAAGCCAUUGUACUCGGCCUUAUGGAAGUUAGCCGUCGGUCAGAGCCCAGUCAAGAAAAACUAACUAAUGAACAACUCUUAGCUUAUAUAUCAUUCCUUCUCAAUCAGCCAUUGGACUGGUGCAUUCAAGUAACAUCUCUCUACACCCGUUCUUUCCUUGAGAAAUCCUUUGGACGUACAAUUGAGAGAUCCAUGAAACAGAUUGAAGAGAUUGUGAGUCAGAUGUCAAACCAACAACCUCCGUCCCAUAAGCGUUUACCUCAGUUUUAUUACACGAGAACACCUUCAGUCUGGUUACUCAAAAAACAAUUGGCUCAGUUGCUGAUCUCCCUUGGUUCCAUUGGCUCAGCAUGUGACAUUCUUGAACAGCUGGAGAUGUGGGAAGAUGUUAUUGUCUGCUACCAACGGAUGAACAAAUUGGAGAAGGCUGAGUCAUUGAUCCGUGAACAGUUGGAAAUAGAAGAAACUCCAAACCUCUGGUGUUUCCUUGGUGAUGUCACAAGAAACAUUGAGCACUACCAGAAAGCCUGGGAAUUGUCUAAUCACCGAAGUGCACGGGCCCAGCGCUGCAUGGGUUACCUUUAUUUUGGAAAAGAAGAUUGGGACAAUUGUCUGAGCUGCUUUGAGCGAUCGCUGAAGAUCAAUACACUCCAGACCCCGCUCUGGUUUACUUACGGUUGUGCUUCACUUGCCGCCAGCAAAUUCGAGACUGCUGCAAAAGCAUUCCAUCGCUGUGUCAUGAUUGAUUCUGACGUGAGUAUAUUUAUUAAUUUUUUCCUUAUUCUCUCUCUCUCUCUUUCUAGGAAGAAGGCCUUUGCUGUAUUGCAGGAUGCCAUCAAAUGUAGCUAUGAUAACUGGAGGUUAUGGGAAAACUAUCUUAUUAUCGGUACUGAUUGUGGACAAUUUAGUGAAGUAAUUCGUGCUUAUCAUCGCUUGAUGGACCUACGAGGAAAAUGGCUGGACGUUGAGAUCCUGAAAAUACUUGUUAAAGCUAUUAAAGAGGACAUUCCAGAUGCUAAUUCUAACCCUUCCUCAUAUUUGCUACCGAAAGCAUUAGAAUUAUUUGGUAGGCUUACCUCAAAAGUCACCACUGAUGCACAAGUUUGGGAAUUGUACGCCAGACUGACUGAAUUGAAAACUGAAGACCCGAUGAAGGAUGAGAGGGUGUUGCAGUUCUUACAGAAAGCCUACAAAUGUUCCACUCAGGAACCAGGCUGGGAGAAGAACCCUGAGAAGUGCAAAGAAAAAGGAAGUUUGGCCCUAGAACUUGCAGAUGCUCAUCUGAUCUACAGUGCCCAAGCAAAACAUUCCACGAUAUCUGUUCAGACCUUAUCAUCAGCAAAGUUAAUGCUCCGCUCCAUCCUUUCCACAAUUAAGAAAUACCAUUGUGAUCCAAUAACUGGUGACAUUGAAGAUAACAUGAAAGAAAUCUGUUCCAAAUUAGAUUCUGCAAUUACCAUAGUUAUAAGCAAGCUAACAUUGGCCCAGACUUAAUGCUACACACUUUAUUAUUAUAUUUUUAUUCUUCCCCGUUUUUAGCAAAUUAUCAACUUAGCCAUGUCCCUUGAUUGCUUUUUGUUGCUUGAGUUUUUCAUUUUUUUGUCUAGUCCCUAUCAGGGACUAAGGCCAAGAUUUUAACUGCAAUAAAAAAGACACAAACCAGAUAUCUCUCUCUCUCUCUAUAUAUAUAUAUAAAUAAAUAUAUAUAUAAUCACAAGAGAGGGAGAAUAAAAUUACAGACAAUCAGAAAAACAAAACAAAAAAGUCAUUCUUGAUAUUAUUUCCUUUAUACGGUUUUUUUUUCUUCAAAUCCUUUUAUGUGGUGUUUGCAACUAAAUACAAGGAAAAUACUACAAAAAAUAAUUUGAAGGAGAAAAAAAAAUGGGAUUCUUGGAGAGAAUGAAGAUGAUGUAUUUUGUGUGAAUGAAAAUGUGGCUGUCUUUGAUGGAUGCAUGUAUGAUAGACUUUUGAGUUGAUUAAUGCAUUGUGAGUGGAAUUUGAUAAGCAGAAACUGCAGCAGUAUCCUUGCAAAUAUUCCAGCAUGGUCAAAGCAUGCUUGCUUGCUUAUGCUGCCAGCCUGGCGCCAAAGUCUGCUUGCAUAUACCGGUGUGGCAAGUAUUCCUCCUUCAUCUCACAAAAGAUGAUUUCGCCAUGCAACAGAGAUCAAUACCAAAAGUAAUGGACCAAAAUCAAUUCUGGAAUCAGUAUUAACAAAGUUAAGUAUUUGGUAGCAUUCUUUUAUGUUUCUUUUAAGUUCAAAUCACACUCAGAGUCAAAUUAUCCAUCUCCCUUUGGAGUUGAUGCAAGAAGUACUAAACGUGGGGCUUUGUGCUAAUCUUUACUGUAUUAAGGAAAAAUACAAUCUUGAUUAAAUACACGCACACAAACAUGACUUUAUCUGUAAAUACUAUAAAGAUUUUUAAACUAUGUUUUGUCCACUGGUGGGUCUGUAUCAUAGCUUAUUGCCAUAUGUUUCAAUAUUUUGUCUUGUGUAAAAGGACCAAUAUCAGAUUUUCCCCAUCUCUCUCUCCCAGUCUUCCUUUACACAGGUACCAAUUUCUAAACACAAAGGACACAACUGUUCUUUGGUGUUUCCAAAAUAAAAUUCGAAAAACUCAAAA
This is a messenger RNA of Octopus bimaculoides (California two-spot octopus), 3821 nucleotides long. RefSeq names its product tetratricopeptide repeat protein 27. The record is from RefSeq and is a predicted model, not a curated record. Lineage: Eukaryota; Metazoa; Mollusca; Cephalopoda; Octopoda; Octopodidae. Gene Ontology annotation, molecular function: protein binding.